Rhagoletis zephyria (snowberry fruit fly) is the source of this 1117-nucleotide messenger RNA. Its product is annotated as selenoprotein BthD-like. Lineage: Eukaryota; Metazoa; Arthropoda; Insecta; Diptera; Tephritidae. The record is from RefSeq and is a predicted model, not a curated record. Gene Ontology annotation, cellular component: Golgi apparatus.
CCAACUACCGUGGGAGCAAAUUGGACGCCUUCGUCUACGCUUUAUAAAUAUAAGAUAUGGAACAUUUGUAUUAAUACAUUUAGGAAUACUUCAUGGGCUAGCAUGAGACGCAUUAAAUCAUAUUCGAUAUUGUUCCGUAACACAAACUAAAAACCAUUUCGUUUAGAAAACCCGGAAAAAUUUUAAUAUUUCAUUAUAUUUACAUAUGUACAUAUACAUAUACAAACAUAUAUACCUGUACAUAUAUAUUUUUAUUAACAGUCUGCAGAUAAAAAUUCUGCCCCUAAAGCUAAACUUUCGAAGUCUGAAGAUCCCAUUAUGGACGCCAAUCUUCCAGUAUUAUAUAUUGAACACUGCCGCUCCUGAAAUGUAUUUCGCCGUCGUGCCCUUCAAGUACACGCAGAUCUUCUAGAACGUUUGCGCAAUUUAAAGCCCGACAUAGAACUACAAUUGCUCAUGAAUAACGAACGCCCGCCGCGUCGUGGUUCUUUUGAAAUAGCCAUUGCUACAAAUCCUACCGAAGAGCGCCUAGAGUUGUGGUCAGGUCUAAAUCGUACACCACGUGCGCAAAAGUUUCCACCAAUUGAUGACUUGGCUGAAGCGGCGAGUCGCGCUUUGAAUCUUAAAUUGGCUGAGGACACGGCAUGCGGUAGCAAUGCAGCUGAUGUUGGUGAACAAAAUGGAACAUUAAAAGUGGCAGCAAAAAGACGUAAACGAUCAAAUUAAAAAAAAUGUAAAUGCAUCCGGUGCUAGUAGCAUUCAUGACCGGUGUUUGGUAAAAUCUUUUCUCGAGAAGCUAAGCACUGCGAUAUUUUUGUGCUCCAUGCGCUGCUUGCAGUAUAUAAAAUAUUCAAACAAACCCACGUUGGUAGUACUACAUUUGAACUUUCUACAUUUGCUGAAAAGUGUUCCUGCUGCUCAGCUGCAUUCAUUCCACUACACCCAAGCGCCAUAGAGUUCCUUUAAUUCUUGUAACUGUGAUUCAGAUGGAAUCAUAAUCGGCGCUUCAUUACCGACUUUAUUCACGAAAAAGUAAUUUUUCUUACAUAUAUUUACUUUCAGAUUUGAAUUUAUUUGCAAACAUAUGCCAUUUUCCCCCAAUGGCACUUAAAACUGG